This is a messenger RNA of Schistosoma bovis, 5299 nucleotides long. The record is from the annotation of a GenBank genome assembly. NCBI's taxonomy places the organism in Eukaryota, Metazoa, Platyhelminthes, Trematoda, Strigeidida, Schistosomatidae.
ACCGCGUUAUAUGAUGGCUCAAGUAACAAAAUUCGUAUUUGAUCAACAUCUUGAAUAGACUAAGUUCGAUGCUUCAGAAUCAGUGAAGGUAGUGGUGAGAUGUAGACCAUUAAAUGAAAAAGAGGCUUCGGAUGGUCACAAAAAGUUAGGACCCUUGGACUCUUAAACCUUUAGGUGUGUGUUUGUCGAUUGUUCGAAUGGGACUAUCGAAGUUCGUAAUCCAAUUGCCAAACUGAAUGAUGAUCCAAAAAGAUUCAGUUUUGACGCUGUUUACGAUGAAAGUUCGAAACAAAGAGAUUUAUACGAUGAAACUUUUCGGGACCUAAUUAACAGUGUUCUAGAUGGCUUCAACGGGACCAUAUUUGCUUACGGACAAACCGGAACGGGAAAAACCUUCACUAUUCAGGGUAUGGCUUGCAAGCUGACUCAAAUAUUUAACAGGCCUUCAGGAUGACCCGGAAUUACGAGGUGUAAUGCCAAACUCAUUCGUUCAUAUCUUUGACCAUAUAUCGAAGUCUAUGGAUGCUCAGUAUCUUGUACGAGCGAGUUACUUAGAAAUUUACAAAGAAGAGAUUCGCGAUCUGCUUCGCAGAGACCAAUCAAAGCACUUAGAAAUCAGAGAAAAACCAGACAGUGGAAUAUUUGUAAAGGUAAGCACAUUUGAGCAAGCAACUCUAUUCAUCUAGUUGUUCGACUAUAAGCCUCUCGUUAACGUUCUUUAAAUUUUAGAGGAUGCCGCUCUCAAAGGAUUUCUGCCAAAAUGAUCAGAUUAUUUUAGAAUAUAGGAGGCUUGUAAUAAUAUAGUGUACUGAUAAAAAAUAAAGUAAUAUUUCUUUGUGUCUUUAACAGCUUGUACCAAAAUGUAACUACUAGCGUGAACUCUUUACGUUAGCAGGUGAUUAAUGCUCCUGAUAUCGAAAGACUAAAACAGUUUAAACCGAUCGGUUAGACCCACACAAAUAAAUUUCAUAGUCUGUUUCAGUUUCAUUUUGAAAGAGAACCUUAUUAGUCAUGUCAAUUACUUGUCGUUACAAACCAAAACUUACUAGUAUUCAGCAUACGAAUUUAUUAUGGUUGGUUGAAUCAUCUGAUGAGUGGGCAAAGGUCAACAGUUUUGUUGUAAUUCGCGCAAAUUAUUGCUUUUUGGACCAUUCCUUUUGUCAUGAGUGAAAGAAACUGAUAAUACAAAUUACUGGUGAAUUUUCAUUGCAUUCGAAUUCAACUCUCAUUACGUUCAUUAUAUGUUUAUAAUAAUUUAGUAGGUUUACUUCAUCACGUUUUACAUGUUUCUUACGUCCAGAUUCUACAGGUGCCUACUUUAUGUUAUGUCUUUAUGCAGAUAAGAGUGAUUGUCAAAAUUACGGUUGGUAGUGGCAAGGACGGUGUGGUUAAAUAAAACUAGUCCCACGAAAGCUGUGUUGUCUUCCAGCUUAAUCCAAGUGUUUGACUCAACCUUUUAUAGACGAUGAGCUAAUUAUGUCGAUAGAAAUUGGAAUUAGUUUUACAAGUGGCAUUUUACAACAUCAUUGUAGGCUUGUAGUAACUUACCAGUCCCACAGUCUAUUUCUUGUUCCACAGUUGCAUAAUUUACUUCAAAUUUCUGUGAUAACUAGUAAUAUGGUUAAUCGAUCUUUCAGAUAUAUUGAGUAACUUGCUGAUCACAAUUUCUCAUUGAGAAUGUAAUGUUCUGGCUUUUUUGUAAAGUGAUUUCAUUUGAUCUUAACUCAUUUUAUUUCUUAUGAUCAGGACUUGUCCUCUGUUCUUACCAAAAGUAUAGAUGAAAUCCAGAAGGUUAUGAAGAUUGGAUAUCAAAAUCGUGCAGUUGGGUAAGUAAUUAGUUAUAUUUCAGACUACAUAGCAUUUUAGAGCCACUAAUAUGAAUGAACACAGUUCGCGAUCCCAUGCUAUUUUUAUUGUAACUGUUGAGAGUUGCAAGGUAUGGUUAGCCAUUUUUUAAAAUAGUUAUAGACUGGGGCAGAUGGAGAAAAACAUAUACGAGUUGGCAAGUUAAACCUCGUUGAUUUGGCAGGUAGUGAACGCCAGUCCAAAACACUAUCAGAGGUAUUUUCGAACAAAUUGCUCAAUAAACAUUUAAUUCAUGUUUCCGUCUGUUCACCCUCUUUUUCCAAUAGUUUGUAUUUGGGAACUAUAGAUAACAGGACAGUAAAGCUUUUAUCCAUCAAAAAUUUGUUUUUAGUACAAAAUGGUCUAAUAUUGUUUGGUAUCAGCUUAGUAUGUUUUCAUUGUUACAACUGGUGAAUUAACAUCUUUGGCGUAUGAACAAGUGUAGUUAAACGGACUUUUUGGUGUCAGUAUAAAAAUUCUGUUCAUUAAAUCGAGUGCUUUGGUUAUUUCAGUUUUAUGUUUAUUUUAAAAGUUAUCUCCGAUUUAUACUUUAGGGAGAACGCUUGAAAGAAGCCACUAAAAUCAAUUUAAGUCUUUCCACCUUGGGAAACGUGAUAUCUGCACUGGUGGAUGGCAAAAGUACACACAUACCCUAUCGGGACUCAAAACUCACUCGUUUACUACAAGGUGAUAAUUUACUUGUUAUCAGUUUAUUGUGAAUAAUGAACUGUUUAUGCAUUUUGUUAGUUACGAAUCCUAUCUGUCCAAGUUCUUCGAUACAGUCGCAUACAUAACUAGCACUAAGCCUUAACUUCUGACAAAGUUAUCAAAUGUUUGUUCUGACUUUGAUAAAUGUAUAAGUACAUAAAAAAUGUUUUUGCAGAGAAGGUUAUACUACAAGUGUCAACUUACUAUGAAUUGGUAGCUUUUUUAGUCUGAGUAUUUCACCCCACUACAUGCAUACACUGAAACUCUUAAGUAUUGUAGUUGACUUCAAGAGGUUUGAAAUACAUACCCCAUUAAAAUACAAAAUGUGGUCAAAAUCAAAUUGUCAUUCCGAUGAAACCACUUAUUAUAGGCUGGACUGCUCAUCUUAAACUAAGCGAGCAUAUGCAAGUUAAUUAAGACAAAAUACUGCCUAUUACCAGUUUUGUUAUUUCUCCUGUGCUACCACGAGAAAAAUAUGUUUAAACAGAGCACUAUUUUAAUAUCAUGCCAUAAAAUACUGAUUGCCGCAUAUUUUAUACAGCAGACAUUCGGGCUUAAUUAAGAGAUAAUUUUCGGUAGGACUUCUCAGGGAAUUCGACGCUUAAUGUGGAUUGUUUUUAGACAUCUAAUUUGACGAUAAAUAAAUCAGUUUUAACUUAACUUUUCUACUCUUUCAAGCUGAUUUUUCUGGUCUUGGGAGUUGUAUAUUAUUCCACACCACGAAAUGUCAUAUAAAGUGGAGUACAAACACAAAGUACUUCCUGUGUCUCUGUAUAUUAAAUAAAACCAAGAAAAUUGAUUCCUAAAAAUACUUCUUUCUGUAAAUCUGUUAAUAACCACUCAGAAGUCUAAAUCUUAGCAUAUUAGUAAAGGCAGGUUACUUUCUCACAUUUUUUUGAAGAGUACUUGAUUUACAUGCCUGCUCAGAAUGCUACUAUAUAGAUAUGCAUAUUACAAAGCGUAAAUAAAUUAUUUUACAUAAAUAUAACCUAGUUAUAUCCAUGAAGUUAGUCAUAUAAAUAGAUAAAACCAAAUGAUGAAAAUAUUUAUACGUACACUUUUGUUAUGAAUAACAUGGGAAAACAGUUGGGACAGUAAUCAACGUAUAAACCGAAAAUCCAAAAAUUUCAUUAAAUUCUGCGAUGCUUUGUAUCUAAGAUAACAAGUGGCAUAAAAUAUCUCAUGUUAGAUACUGAAAUUAUGUUGCAUAUACGUUAUGAUUUCAUCUUACCAAUAUUACUUCUUACAUCGCAGAUUCUUUGGGGGGUAAUUCAAAAACUAUCAUGAUUGCAAAUAUUGGACCGGCGACCUACAACUAUGAAGAGACCAUAAAUACACUAAGAUACGCUAACCGUGCUAAAAAUAUUAGGAACAAACCAAAAAUAAAUGAAGAUCCGAAAGAUGCCUUGCUGAGAGAAUACCAAGAAGAAAUCAAUAGGCUUAAAUCACUACUGAGAAACUGUGUCGCUGCCAUUCCAAAACAAUCUCAAAAAAAGAACGGGAAGCAGAGAUCUCAACAAAAACAUAUAUUGUCGGAUGGCUCUGAAGCUAACAGCGAUAGAGAAGAUGAUGCAACAAGCAUAGAAAACUAUAUGAAGGAACAACAAGCAAAACUAUUGGCUGAAAAGAAUGAAGUCUUAAACGACAAUUCACUUGUUGCAGAAGAAAAAUCUCGUAUGUUGAAUGACCUCAAGAUAAAAGAAAUAAAACUUCAGGAAGAACAAACAAAAACGCAACAGUUAGAGUCCAAAUUAAGAGCCAUGGAGAGUAAAUUACUUCGAGGUGAUCAAUCAAUCGUUGAACACACUCGCAUGCAAGAAGUAACUUUAGCUCAACAACGGACGCAAAUGGCUGAGCAAAAGCGUCGUGAGCGUGAAAUAGUAGCUCGUAUGGAAGAAGAAGAAGGGAGUAUGGCUAAUUUACAAGAAGGUUUCACAUCAUUAAAACAAGAAGUAGAAGUAAACACUAGAAAGUUAAAAAAAUUAUUUGAAAAAUUACAAGAAAUUAAACAGAAGACAUCUGAUAUACAAGAAGAACAUACUGUAGAACGUCAAGAGCACGAAAAAAUUCAAGAUCAACUAACACGUGAAAUUAAAUUACAGUUGUUAAUUCUGGAAAACUUCAUACCAAUAGAAGAAAAAGAGAAAUUAGAAAAACGAAUUUAUUUUAAUGAAGAAACUGAAAGAUGGCAACUGAAACCACUUUUUCAGUCUAGUGAUGAUGGUACAAACCUAAAUAUUCCAUCCUGUAAACAAUCUGUUUGUCGUUAUGCACGUAUGGCUGCCAACUAUGAUCCAAACCCUAGAUUCCGAAACAAACAGAUAUUAACUUUGGAUAUGGACUUACCUGGACGUACUACAAGGGAUUAUGAACCACCACAAUUGGCUCCACAAGUGGUGGCUGCAUUGGAAGCUGCACUACAGGAUGAAGAAGAUUUAGAAUUGGAUGGAAGUCCUUCACUAUUUCAAUCUUCAUUGUCUAAAUUGAAGAAAUCAGAAAAACGAAUACAUAGUGGUGUAACACAAAAAGAUGAUACUCAAAUAUUUCCCCAAUCUAAAGGACUUGUACCUAAAUAAAACAGAGGUUGUUCGAUCAAGAUUUUGUUCAUCAAACUUUUAAACUUUUUUUAACUAUUCAAUAUAUAUAUAUAUAUAUAUAUAUAUAUAUAUAUAUAUAUAUAUAUAUAUAUAUAUAACUGUAUAAACAAUUAUGAAUUUUUCACAAUUCAAUGGGAGUUAUUAAGCAG